Messenger RNA from Pyrus x bretschneideri (Chinese white pear), 2462 nucleotides. RefSeq names its product transcription factor ICE1-like. Gene Ontology annotation, biological process: regulation of DNA-templated transcription. The record is from RefSeq and is a predicted model, not a curated record. Gene Ontology annotation, cellular component: nucleus. Lineage: Eukaryota; Viridiplantae; Streptophyta; Magnoliopsida; Rosales; Rosaceae. Gene Ontology annotation, molecular function: protein dimerization activity; DNA-binding transcription factor activity; sequence-specific DNA binding. The transcript has 3 exons. The coding region runs from base 67 to 1572 and encodes 501 amino acids.
UCAGACAACUUUCCCUAAAGAGUAUAAUCAUAUAGAAAAGUCUUUGACAAGUGAAGAAAGACAGUCAUGCUUCCUAUGUCCAGCGGCACCGCUUGGAUGGGCGGAGACGAACACGGCGCAGUGUCUUGGACCAGAAACAAUAAUAACAAUGAGGCAGAACUCAGAAGAAACGACCAAGAUUCGAGCUUGGGAGCUUCUUUUUCAAACUUCAAAUUAAUGCUGGAAGGUGACUGGUACACCAACAACAUUCUCAGCAACCCAGCUCAAGACCUCCAUGCCUUCUCUUCCACCCAAGCUUCUGAAACUACACUUGCUCCUCUGCAACCAAACGACUCCUCCGCCUCCUGUUCUCCGUCGCAGGCAUUCUCUCUCGACCCUUCACAGCCGCCACAGCAGUUUUUGCCUCCAAAAUCCUGCUUCUCCUCUCUCCUCAACGUCGUCUGCUCCAACCCUUUUGAUAGCAGCUUCGACCUGGGCUGCGACGCUGGGUUUCUGGGCUCCUUUCAGGGAAAUCAGCCUUUCAAUUCCUCUCUUCUGACGAGUUUCACGGCUCUCAAUUCUCACUCUCAGAUGGGUACUCCCGAGUUCAGUUCGAGCGCCGAGUUUCCGGCGAGUCGGUUGCUGCCAGUGACCGACAACCCCAAUGUACUCGACGGCGACUUUGGCUUCGAAGGCUUCGAUGGCUCCGCCGGUGCUCAGCUGCUAAACGGGGCUAAGCUCCUGUUCCCUCCCAUGGGUGCUCAGCCCACUGUUUUCCAGAAGCGCCGCCAAAACUCUGGCAGUGAUGGGGCUGAUAAAUUGGGGAAUUUGGAGAUUUGGUCCCCAAGAUACGGACGACUAGUGGAGAAUUUGGAGAAGAAGAAGAAGAAGAAGAGGAACGAGGAGGGUGAGGUGGAGGAAGAGAGUCUGGAUGUGUCUGGUUUGAAUUAUGACUCGAACGAUUUUAAUGAGCACAGUCAAGUGGAGGUGGAGGACAAUGCGAAGAAUGGUGGAAACAAUUCGAAUGCCAACUGUACUGUCACCGGAGUAGAGGGAGGUGACCGCAAGGGCAAGAAGAAGGGUUUGCCGGCCAAAAAUCUGAUGGCGGAGAGGAGGCGGAGGAAGAAGCUCAAUGACAGGCUUUACAUGCUUAGGUCUGUUGUACCCAAGAUAAGCAAGAUGGAUAGGGCGUCCAUACUAGGGGAUGCAAUUGAUUAUUUGAAAGAGCUUCUACAAAGGAUCAAUGACCUCCAUAACGAGCUGGAUUCAGCUCCACCUAGCUCUUUGCUGCCACUUUCAACAAGCUUUCAUCCGUUGACACCCCCUCCAUCCACCCUUCCCUGCUGUGUCAAAGAAGAGUUCUGCCCAAGCUCCUUGCCAAGCCCCAAAACUCAACCGAAGGUGGAGGUUUGGGUAAGGGAAGGGCGAACUGUUAAUAUCCACAUGUUCUGUACUCGGAGACCAGGUCUCUUUCUCUCGACCAUGAGGGCCUUGGAUAACCUUGAUUUGGACAUCCAGCAGGCUGUGAUCAGCUGCUUCAAUGGGUUUACUUUAGAUGUGUUCCGAGCUGAGAUAUGUUUCUUUUCCGAAUAGCGAAUUGCUGAGACUGUUUUUACAUAUGAAGUAUAAGGGUGACUUGUAUUAACUCAAAAUAACACACACGCACACGCACACGCACACACGCACGUACGACUUUGUGUAUGUAUGUUCUUUUUCAUUCUUGAUGCUUUACUUUUUGACAUCCAAAUGUAACAUAUAGUAUUACCCUGACUUUGCGUAAAAAUCUUCUAUUUUACUUUGGGAGAUACGAAUGUUGAGUUUUCCAUGUUUGCUGCUUCUGAACUUCAAUUUUUGAGUCCAUUUUGUUCGGAAGAUAGACUCAAAUAAAGAUUAAUCCCGAAAAGAUUUUUGUGGUUGGUCACAAUUGAUUGGCAUUAAAACUGUUUUGGUAGUGUCUGAGGCAUUGUUCCGGGAAUGCCAUGCAACAAAAAUGUGGUAUUCUUACCGUAUCUUUCGCACUAGUAAAUCUUUUUGGGUUUUGUAUGGACACACAAAACCUAAUCCCUUGUAUGUUAAACAGCAAUGCAGGGAAAACCAGUUCUUGCCAGAGCAAAUAAAAGCAGUACUUUUGGAUUCAGCCGGAUUUCAUAAUAUGAUGAUGUAACUGUUACUCGAGCAAUACAAAUUGGAGCCUUACAAUUGGGAGACAUGAAGGCGGGCAGGCACUAACUAGUAGUGUGGUUUGUUUGUACCUCCCUCAACUCAACUAAUGGAGUAGCUAGUUUGUAAAUGCAGCGGCUUCCUACUCCUCUCUUCGUUCCAUCGGUAGAGCCUAUAGAGCUCAACUAGAAGCAUUUCAGCCAACGAUGUCCGUAGGUUUAGUUUUUUAUCAUCUGUUUUGUUGCAGUGGAUUAUGUUGUGUUGAAUCAUCAGGCAAAACUGCUCUGUUAUCUUCAGUAACUAACUUCAGCUCUUGAAGUUAA